Lactuca saligna is the source of this 2718-nucleotide messenger RNA. Lineage: Eukaryota; Viridiplantae; Streptophyta; Magnoliopsida; Asterales; Asteraceae. The record is from the annotation of a GenBank genome assembly.
AUGAGAAACCCCGAUCGGCAUCACCUUCUUGAUUUCCUUCUUUCAUUUCUGCUACUAGGUUGCGUAAUUCAUCUAGUUCUAGCUGCCGAUUAUAACCCCUCCGAUAAGAUUCUGCUCAACUGUGGUGCAGUCGGGGAAUUAAGCGACGAUGAUGGCAGACAAUGGACCACUGAUGUAGGGUCAAAGUUCGCAUUAGCAGGCGCAAACUCCAUAGUUUCCGAUGCCGCCACCCAAAAACCUUCAGUUCCAACAGUCCCUUACAUGACCGCUCGAAUCUUCAGAUCUCAAUUCACCUACAGUUUUCCGGUAGCAUCCGGCAGAAAAUUCGUCCGCCUCUACUUCUACCCAGCAUCUUACGCAAACCUAAACGCCUCCAAAGGCGUCUUCUCUGUCGUCUCCGGAUCAUACACCCUUCUUAAAAACUUCAGCGCAUCUGAAACAGCCACCAAUCUCAACUUCGAUUUCAUGACAAAAGAAUUCUCAGUCAAUGUCGAUUCUGGACUCUUAAACAUCACAUUCACCCCAUCUCCAAACACCCCCGAUUCUUACGCUUUUGUCAAUGGUAUUGAAGUCGUCUCUCACCCAGAUAUCUACUCUUCUAAUGGAAACGCCAUGAUUGUAGGCACCAGCACCGGUUUCAACAUCAACAACUACACAGUUCUUGAAAAUGUCUACAGAUUAAAUGUCGGUGGACAGGCUAUUUCUCCCUCUGAUGACACCGGGUUGUUCAGACCAUGGGGAGGUGAUAAUGCGUACAUAUUUGGAGCUUCAGUGGGUGUCCCAGUAGCUACAGACCCCAACAUCACAAUCAAUUACCCUUCCGGUAUGCCGGAUUAUGUUGCUCCGGUUGAUGUGUACAAAACCGCCAGAUCAAUGGGUCCCACCCCUGGAAUCAACAUUGGUUACAAUCUGAGUUGGUAUUUCGAUGUUGACACUGGAUUUUCAUAUCUAGUUAGACUCCAUUUCUGUGAAGUUGCUCCCGACAUUACUAAAAUCAACCAACGAGUGUUUGAAAUUUUUAUCAACAAUCAAACCGCAGAAACCGAAGCAGAUGUAAUCGGGUGGGCAACAAAACCCAAGGUCCCGGUUUACAAAGAUUAUGUUGUCUUUUUAGCUCUCGGACCUCCAAGACAAGAUCUAUGGCUGGAAUUGCAUCCCAAUUCCGUCCGAAAACCGGAAAGAUACGAUGCAAUCUUGAACGGAAUCGAGAUUUUCAAAAUCAACUCAAGUGACGGGAAUCUUGCGGGAACACUCCCGGCCCCCGCUCCGGUACAACCGAUCAUCGACCCCACAAGAGGGUUGUCAAUAAAGUCAGGAAAGUCAAACAAAACCGCAGCGGUCGGUGGCGGCAUUGGAGGCGGCAUAGCUGCUGUCCUCAUCAUCGGAUUAUUCGUUUGCUUCUUGACCCGUGGAAGGAAACAACGAAAAGAUCCAAAUUCAAGCGACGGACCAUCCGGUUGGCUUCCAUUAUCCUUAUACGGAAACUCCCAUUCCUCCGGCUCCACCGCGAAAACCACCACCACCGGAAGCUACGCCUCCUCCCACCCCUCCAACCUCUGCCGCCACUUCUCCUUCUCCGAGAUCAAAUCCGCCACCAACAACUUCGACGAAUCCCUCCUCCUCGGUGUCGGUGGGUUCGGGAAAGUCUACAAAGGCGAAGUCGAUGGAGGCACGACAAAAGUCGCAAUCAAACGUGGGAAUCCACUUUCCGAUCAAGGCGUGAACGAAUUCCAAACGGAAAUAGAAAUGCUCUCCAAACUCCGGCAUCGGCAUCUCGUUUCCUUAAUCGGAUAUUGCGAGGACAACAACGAAAUGAUCUUAGUGUACGAUUACAUGGCACACGGGACCCUCCGUGAGCACCUUUACAAAACCCAAAACCAACCGUUACCAUGGAAGCAACGUCUCGAGAUUUGUAUAGGCGCAGCGAGAGGUCUACAUUAUCUUCACACGGGUGCAAAGCACACGAUUAUCCACCGCGAUGUGAAAACCACAAAUAUAUUGUUGGACGAGAAGUGGGUGGCGAAGGUUUCGGAUUUUGGGUUGUCGAAAACGGGGCCCGCAUUGGAUCAUACGCAUGUGAGUACGGUGGUGAAGGGUAGUUUCGGGUAUUUGGAUCCGGAAUAUUUUAGGCGGCAACAGCUGACGGAUAAGUCGGAUGUUUAUUCAUUCGGGGUGGUUCUGUUUGAGAUUUUGUGUGCGCGGCCUGCUUUAAACCCGACACUUGCGAAAGAGCAAGUGAGUUUGGCGGAGUGGGCCCAGCAUUGUCAUAAGAAGGGUAUUUUGGACCAGAUAAUUGACCCGUAUUUGAAGGGGAAGAUCUCGCCGGAAUGUUUUAAGAAGGUGGCGGAGACGGCGGUGAAGUGUGUGGCGGAUCAGGGGAUUGAGCGGCCGUCGAUGGGUGAUGUGCUGUGGAAUCUUGAAUUUGCUUUGCAGUUGCAGGAGAGCGCGGAGGAGAGUGGCGGGAAAGGGGCGGUGAUGGAGAUGGAGGAUGGUGUUUAUGAUGAUGUGCCAUUGAAAGGGAAGGCAGAGGGAGGGGGAUAUGAUGGGAUUGGGAAUGUGACGGAUUCUAGAAGCAGUGGGAUGUCGAUGAGUAUUGGUGGGAGGAGUUUGGCGAGUGAGGAUUCCGAUGGGUUGACUCCGAGUGCUGUUUUCUCACAGAUUAUGAAUCCUAAAGGAAGGUGUAAUUUCAAAAUAUACAAGAAUAGAAGCUCAAAUUAA